Molecule: messenger RNA, 284 nt
Organism: Entamoeba invadens IP1
Lineage: Eukaryota; Evosea; Mastigamoebida; Endamoebidae
Exons: 1
Cellular component (GO): nucleolus; small-subunit processome
Source: RefSeq, a predicted model, not a curated record
GUUACGUCCCCGAUUGUGUAUACGCUGAGUUGGAAAUAUUGGGGAAGAAAUUUAAGAUGGCGCUCAUCUUAGCAAGAGACCCACGCUUUAAACGACUCACUUGUACACAUAAGGGACAUUACGCUGAUGACUGUAUAAUCGAGAGAGUAACCGCUCAUAGAGUUUACAUUGUAUGCACUAACGAUAUUAACCUCAGACAAAGAUUAAAAAAGAUCCCUGGGGUCCCUAUCAUGAUGGUCGGAAACCACAAAUUCACCGUCCAGAAACUCCCAAGUGCUCUUUAA